Messenger RNA from Galleria mellonella (greater wax moth), 2361 nucleotides. RefSeq names its product protein SPT2 homolog. The transcript is spliced from 8 exons. NCBI's taxonomy places the organism in Eukaryota, Metazoa, Arthropoda, Insecta, Lepidoptera, Pyralidae. The record is from RefSeq and is a predicted model, not a curated record. The coding region runs from base 145 to 2202 and encodes 685 amino acids.
ACCUUUCCAGAAAAUGGUUGGAUUGUUCGUUCAAGUUAUUUCUGACACGUAUUUUCAUGAAAAUCGUAAAUAGUUUGUGAAAUUUAAACAAUGUUUACGCUUUAGUGUUAUUAUUAAGAGUGUAGUCUAUUUACUUGUCUAAAAAUGGAAUUUCGAGAGACACUGCUAGCUGCUCAACGAAAUCAACAACAAAAAUCAUCUGAUAACCUAUAUUAUAAGGCUCGAUUUGAUCCGCCAAAAAAAGAACAAAAACAGAGGGAUAGGUUAUCAGCUAAUAUACAGAAGUUUUUGGCAAAAAAAGAUGAAGAAGAAAGGCAGAAAAAAUUGGAGGCUGAUAGGAAAAGGCAAGAAUUAUUGGCAAUGCGUGACCCUAAGGCUCUGCGAAAAAUUCAAAAGACUCUAAAAGUUAUAAAGUCAGCUAAUAAAUCAGUGAUAGAAGAUGCAGUGGAUAGAGAUAACACAGCCAUCACACGAGAUGGUCCUGAUCAACCGGAUCAGGAUGACUAUGGUUAUGAGUCUCAAGAAGCGGCCGCACUCUAUCAGAAAAUGAUGCAGAAGUAUAGUAAAAUACCUGAUGAACCGAAGUUUCCAGUGUCAAACUCUACUGUAAAGAAAGACUUAAACGGGACUAGAGAAAGAGUGAAACAUGCACUGCAACAUGAAGAUGAUCCUGUUCCUCAUAAAAGGAGGCGUAAAGGAGAAGUUGGGGAAAGAGAAUCUAGUCCUCCAACGAAAUAUGAACCGGAGAAAAAGAAAGAGGAUUCAAAACCAGAAAAACCUAAAAUUCGAAAACAAGCACCUCCACCAAUAGAUUUCAAUCAAUUGCUCAAACUGGCUGAACAGAAAAAGAGUGAACCCAUAGAAGUAGCUGCAAAGAAGCAAAGUAUAGAGCAAGAAACAGAUAGACUGAUGACUAAAAAGCAGAAAAAGGAGUAUGAAGAGGAAUUAGCGCGCCGCCAACGGAGGCAAGAACGGUUAGAAGCAGAAAAAGCGGCCUCAAGGAAAGGACCAAGAGAAGAAAAACCGAAUGAAAGAAAAUCUGAUGCUGGUUUUGGUCGAAUUCCCAAACUAGGCGAUAAAGGUAGAAAUGAAAGCCCUAAGGUCGACAGAGACAGACAAGAAGAAAAAGAAAGAAUUGAAAGAGAUAGAGUUGAAAAACAGCAGAGGGAAAAAGACAGAAUUAGAAUGGAAAAGGAGAAAAAUGAAAGGGAAAGAUUAGACAGGGAGAGGUUAGAUAAAUUAAAAGCAGAGAGAGAUAGGAUAGAUAGGGAAAUGGAUCGACUCAACCGAGACCGUGAUAGAUUAGAUAAGACAAGGUUGAAAUUGGAAAGUAGUAAAUCAAUGGAAAAGUCGAGCAAACCUGUAGAGAAAGUGGUAGAUAGAUCAAAAUUGUUUUCCAAGGAUCAAAGUGGAAGACAAGAUGUAAAUAAAAAUAUUGAUUUAAAAAGCCAAAACACUUACAGGAUAGACAAAAACACCAUUGAAAAAAAAUCUACUGUUCCAAUUAAAAGUAACAAUGGUAAAUAUUUGAAUGAACACAGCUCUCAAGGGAAACCAAUGACAAAACAAAAUAGGGAAUCAAUAAAAAAUGAAACUAGAGAUAAAGUUACGUCAGUAAAGGAAAAAAUCUCUAGCAAUGGAUCUACUAAACUAAAUGGUAAGCUUGAUAAUGGCAAACGUCUUCCGGAAACAAGUAAAGGAAUGCCUGUUAAGAGACCUGAUGAUAGGAGUACACAAAGUAAACCUCAAGCUGGAACCAGUAAGCCUAAAUUUGCAAGUACAUUUGAUUUUGACAAACAUGUCAGUUCACUUAAAAAGAAUGGGCAUGUUGAUGGUGGGCGCCAGUUCCCACCAGGUGAUGUCAAAAGAAAAAUGCAUCCUGAUGAUAUAAGAAGAAAGCAAAAACAACGUAUAGUACAUUCAGACUCUGAAUAUGAUUCUGAAAUGGACGAUUUCAUAGAUGAUGGCGAGGAGAAUAUGGAUUAUUCAAGGCAUAUCAAAGAGAUAUUUGGUUAUGACAAAUCCAAGUAUCGAGAUAUUGACGAUGAUGAUGAUCCAACAAUGGAAUCGAGUUUUGCAAGGCAACAGCGAGAGGAGUACAUUAGCAAAAAAAUUGGUAUUAUGGAAGACUUAGAAGAUAUGAAAUUAGAAGCAAUGGAGAAGAAGAAAAAGAAGAAGUUACGUCGAAUAAGCGACGACUGAUUGUUUUUCACUGUUAUUCAUGGCAUGGACCAAAUUACGAUAAUCAGUUGAUCGUUGUAAUGUUAUAUCUUACAUAUAUUUUAUGUAUAUUAAAUGUGUCUAUAUGUGUACAUGUACAUUUGUAUCUGAAAUACUUAGUACACUAUUUGAUAUAAUGGA